AAUAACUUUUAUUAGCCGAUCCGCAACUGUGUGACGUUAUCAUCGUCCUCACAAAAAAGUGAACAUUCACUGUUACAUAAAUCCAAAGUAAACCCCUCAAAAUUCAAAUCAACUUACAUAACAAUGCUUACAGCUCUAAGAACCACCUCCACAUCAACACUCCCUCGAUUUUACUCUCUAAUCGCCGCUUACAGAUCAAUAACCACUCUGGUAAUUGCAGAACACGAAAACGGAGCUAUACAAUUACCCUCGAUCACCGCAGUUGAAGCCGCUAAAUCCUUAAGCAACGAUAACAAUUCCAUCUCCGUUUUAUUAGCCGGGUCGGGUCCUUCCCUUCACCAAGCUGCUAAGCAUGCCGCCACGUGUCAUCCCUCAAUUUCACAGGUACUUGUAGCUGAUUCGGAUAAAUUUAGAUAUCCACUGGCAGAAGCAUGGGGUAAAUUGAUUCAUUUAGUUCAGCAAAAAGGCGGUUAUUCGCAUAUAAUUACUGCUGCGAAUUCGUUUGGGAAGAAUGUUUUACCGCGUGCUGCGGCUUUGUUGGAUGUUUCUCCGGUUACUGAUGUUAUCAGUAUUUCUGAUUCUAAUCAGUUCAUUAGACCAAUUUAUGCCGGAAAUGCACUUUGUACAGUUCGAUACACUGGCAUCAAUCCUUGUAUGCUGACUAUCAGAUCGACAUCUUUUCCGUUACCUGCUUUAUCAGCUGAUUCACAGUCUAAUGAAGCUCAUAUUUCCCAGGUUGAUCUCUCAACCUUUGAUGAAGAUUCUAUUGGUAAGUCUAGAUACGUGCAACAUACAUCUCAGGAUACAGAACGACCUGACCUUGGAAGUGCACGAGUUGUGGUUACUGGGGGCCGAGCAUUGAAAAGUGCUGAGAACUUUAAAAUGAUUGAGAAGCUUGCAGAAAAGCUUGGUGCAGCUGUUGGUGCUACCCGUGCUGCCGUUGAUUCAGGAUUUGUUCCAAAUGACCUUCAGGUUGGUCAGACUGGAAAAAUUGUUGCUCCAGAAUUAUACUUGGCUUUUGGUGUUUCAGGAGCCAUUCAACACAUUGCUGGCAUGAGAGAUUCUAGGAUCAUUGUUGCUGUAAAUAAAGAUGCAGAUGCACCUAUUUUCCAGGUAGCUGAUUAUGGACUUGUGGGUGAUCUUUUUGAGGUGAUACCAGAGUUGUUAGAGAAGCUUCCUGAGAAAAAGUAGGCAUAUGUGAUUGAACUUUUCGCGUCUUCAGAUGCUAAUGGAGUACAUAAUUUCUGGUUACUUGUAAUGUUUACUUGAGGAAAAUUAACUAUACUAAUAAUAUUAAGGGAACUUUGAUGCCAUUUUUUCUCAAGAACUAAAACUAUUUAAACGGCAAAUGCUUAUAAACCAUGUUUUCAACUCUAA
This is a messenger RNA of Mercurialis annua (annual mercury), 1377 nucleotides long. Its product is annotated as electron transfer flavoprotein subunit alpha, mitochondrial. NCBI's taxonomy places the organism in Eukaryota, Viridiplantae, Streptophyta, Magnoliopsida, Malpighiales, Euphorbiaceae. Gene Ontology annotation, cellular component: mitochondrion. The coding region runs from base 124 to 1191 and encodes 355 amino acids. The record is from RefSeq and is a predicted model, not a curated record. The transcript is spliced from 7 exons. Gene Ontology annotation, molecular function: flavin adenine dinucleotide binding; electron transfer activity.